Molecule: messenger RNA, 2655 nt
Organism: Zootoca vivipara (common lizard)
Lineage: Eukaryota; Metazoa; Chordata; Lepidosauria; Squamata; Lacertidae
Product: solute carrier family 22 member 6-A-like
Biological process (GO): transmembrane transport
Cellular component (GO): membrane
Molecular function (GO): transmembrane transporter activity
Source: RefSeq, a predicted model, not a curated record
UCCUUCCCCCUGGCAUAAAAGGGCACCCUGCGCUUGGGACAAAGGUAACGCCAAGAGGAAGGAUGUCUCCUGCCAAAGGCCUGCGUCGCCUCUCCCUCUGCCCCAAGGGCCCCGUAGCUGCUAUCCCCUUUGGGGACCUGCUGGAGAAAGUGGGCAGCAUGGGCCCCUUCCAGAUCUUUUCUGUCCUGCUGCUCACCUUGCCGGUCCUGCUCCUCGCCAGUCACAACCUGGUGCAGAACUUCAGCGCCGCCUCCCCGGAGCACCGAUGUCGCCUGCCGUCGCCGGCCAACACCUCCCAUCACGGCCACCCUCUCCAUCUGGACCAGAGCAUUUGGCCGGACAGGUGCCACCGCUUUGCUGUCAGGCUGGCCCUUGAUGCCAAUGGCUCCCUGAGCCAGGAUAAGGACCCUGAGCUGGAGCCAUGCCAGGACGGCUGGCAGUAUGACCGCAGCACCUUCACCUCCACCAUCGUCACCGAGUGGGAUCUGGUCUGUCACCUACAACCCCUCAAGAGCCUGGCUCAGUCCCUCUUCAUGGGAGGGGUCCUGGUGGGAGCUUUCAUCUUUGGAGACCUGUCUGACAGGUUUGGGCGCCGUCUGAUCCUCAUCUGGUCGCUGCUGCUGGUCGCUGUCACGGGGACGGGGGCUGCCUUCUCUGCCACCUUUGCCACCUACUGCAUCUUCCGCUUCCUAAGCGGUGUGGGCAUCUCUGGGUUCCUGCUGAACUACGUCUGCCUCAGCCUGGAGUGGGUGCCCACCAAGCAUCGUGCCACAGUGGUGGCCACACAGAGUUACAGCAGCACAGCUGGGCAGGUGCUCCUGGCCGGCCUGGCCUAUGGCCUCCGCGACUGGCGCUGGCUGCAGCUGGCCAUCUCCGCCCCGUUUUUUGUCUUCUUCGCCUACUCUUGGUGGCUACCAGAAUCAGCCCGGUGGCUCCUUAUGAACAAUAAGCGAGAGGCCGCCCUCCGCAACCUGAAGCAUGUGGCCAAGAUCAAUGGGAAGGCAGCUGCAGGGGAGGCCGUGGUCCUGGAGAUGUUGGAGACCGAAGUGGCAAACAGCACUUCAAAGAGGGGCACCCACUCCUGCUUGGACCUCUUCCGCACUCCGACCCUGAGACGCAUCUCUUGCUGCCUCAUGUUGAUAAGCUUCUCCAUCAACCUGGCCUACUUUGGACUCUCCAUGGACCUCUCUGACUUUGGCCUGGACGUCUUCGUGGUCCAGCUCUUCUUCGGGACCAUCGACCUGCUGGCCAAGAUGGGCUGCGCCCUUUUGCUGGCAUUCUUCGGCCGACGGACCAUCCAGAGCCUCUCCCUCAUCCUGGCUGGAGUUUUCCUCUUGCUCACCCUCGCGGUACCCGCUGAAAUGUUGACAGGCCGCCUGGCCCUUGUGGUGCUGGGGAAAGGCUGCCUGGCGGCCUCCUCCAUGUGCCUGUAUCUCUAUGGCGGGGAGCUUUUCCCAACUGUCGUGAGGCAAACAGGCACCAGCUUCACCAUGGUGAUGGCCCGUCUGGGUGGCAUCGUGGCCCCAGGGGUGCUGACGGCCGGUGACUUCCAGCCCUUCUUGCCCCUGGUGAUAUUUGGCGUCACUCCCAUAGUCUCUGGCCUUGCCGCUGGUUUCCUUCCCGAAAUACACAACCUCCCCCUGCUGGAUACGGUAGAAGAAGUGGAAGAAAGAGCCCGACGGAAACCCAAAACAGUUCUCAAGGAGAUGCAGGAGAAGAGCAGCGCUCAAGUCGUCUGGUCGACUCGCUUCUGAGCUUCAGAUGUACGAGAAACAGGAUCAUUCUCUGGUAGCCAGCCUGGGCAGGUAGAGCAACAUUCCUUACUGGAGCUCAGCCUCUUUCGAGGGACUCUGUAAUGCAUGGGACAACUAGGCUGCGGACAUCCAUAUCCCAGAGAGAAAAGGGAACCUUGAGGAACACCUUCCUGCCUCCUUGCCCACCUGUGCAAGUGAGCUCCCCUCCUCUGAGUGCUUCCUCCAUCUGAACUGAGGUGGGAGGUGACUGGAGGAAGGACCUUCUCAGUGGUGGCCACUCUUUGACGGAAUCCUCUCCCCAGGGAGGCCUGCCAAGCUCCUGCUUUGUAACCUUUGUGGUGCCAAGCAAAUACCCCCCCACUCCAGCUUUUAAAAACUUUCAACGGUGAUGCGAUUUGCUGCCAGUUUUAUGGUUUGUAUUUAAAAAUAAUGAUUCAGCAAGCAUAAAAGCGGGCACUCUGCCUUUCUCUCUCACACAUACACUCCCCUUGUCAUAACCAGCCCUGCCCGACUAUUUCUCCAUCUUGGUUGCCAUGCCACCUUUUUGUUGUUGGUUGGACGGAACGUCGGAUGUGGAAAUUGCAGAGAGACUGGGAUGGAUUUUCUCACUGUGGGAUUCGAGAGACUGGUGGGAUGGGAGGUGUGACAUCCCCAAAACUGACAGAUGGAAAGGCCGUUGGAACAACCCCAAGACUCUACACAUACCUGCCUGGGGGGAGACAAAUCUCAGAGGAAUACAAGAAGGGAGGCCUCCCCCCUGGGUUGACAGAUUAGCCAGCCUUUCUUGACUUGCUUGCACGACUACCCUGCACAGGGGCUUUGCUUCCAGAACUAGUUCUGAGUACUAUUUAUUUUGUGUCUAUGCUAGUUGAUUGUUAAUAAAUAAACAGUUGCAUUUGUU